Brassica napus (rape) is the source of this 2530-nucleotide messenger RNA. Its product is annotated as aluminum-activated malate transporter 6-like. Gene Ontology annotation, biological process: malate transport. Gene Ontology annotation, cellular component: plant-type vacuole membrane. The transcript is spliced from 3 exons. Bases 1691 to 2239 code for a protein of 182 amino acids. The record is from RefSeq and is a predicted model, not a curated record. NCBI's taxonomy places the organism in Eukaryota, Viridiplantae, Streptophyta, Magnoliopsida, Brassicales, Brassicaceae.
AGUGACCUUCUAAAUGUAAAAAAAAAAACAAACAUUUAUUGUGUAUUCCAUUUCGCAAAACCAUAAUUAGAGAAAAUUAAAACAUUCAUUUCCGCCAAAACUCUAACGAACUGUUUUCCAAAACUUAAGAGAAAAUGACAAGUUGGAUGGCUCCCUUGACCUUUGAAGAAUGGUGAGCGAGCGGUAGAUGUAACGCCUUUCAAAAUGUCACAUUCACACUCACCAGUCACAAACCAUGAAACUGCUCCUUUUGAUUUUUUUCUUAAACUGUCUUUACGUGAAUAUAAGACACGUACGCAUUUAAUCACCACAUUGUUAUUGGUCCACUCACAGGUCCACAAACUCCGUUUUCUUCGAUUCUUUAUUAUACGAAAGGGAACAAAAAAGGUAAAUACAAUAACUUGAAAUUAGAAGGCAUGCAUUAAUGGGAAAGAACGUAAAUGCAACGUACAUACAAGUUAAUCCCUCUUUGUAUUUAUAGGACAAUAGGUUCUCUUUAAUAUGGAGAAAAUAGCAGGCAAUAUGGGGUCAGGUCCAGAGCAAAGCAGAGAGGGGCUUCUCUCUCGGAAAAGAUACUCAGGUUUCGGAUUUAAUGACUCAAGACGACGCUUCUGCGGGAUCAGUAACUUGUGGCAUUCUGAUCGUCGGAAGCUCUUCUUUGCCGUCAAGAUGGGAAUAGCUCUUGCCAUUUGCUCCUUCCUUAUUUUCCUUAAAGAACCUCUGCACGCUGCCAGUAAAUUCUAUGUCUGGGCCAUCCUUACUGUUGUUGUGGUUUUCGAAUAUUCCGUAGGUAUUUUAUUCGAUCUUGGUUUUUACUAUUCGAUUUUGGGGGAGGAUGUUUGUUGUUCGGUUGGAUCUUUAGAGGUUUUGAGUGUUCAAUAUUUUUGAAACAAAAACCUUUAAAAAGUCAGAAAAAAUAUGUAAGAGUUAAAAAAAUGAAAGUUAAUUAAAAUAAAAAAAAAAUAACAUUAUUAGUAAUGUCUCUUAUAUCAUUAUUAAAAGUCUGCAAUAACUCAUCUUUCCAUGUGACGCUGUGGAGAAGAAUUUUUGUGUUUAAUAAAUUUUGCUUUAGGUUUUAGGUUUAGCUUUAAGAUCCACGUUUACAUAUAUAAGAAUAUAAAAAUACAAACUUUUCUAUUUUUUUUAAAUCAAAUAUUUUAAUGAUUACAUAUUCGGUUAGAAGAAUAUAUUUUAGUGAAAGAAUAAUGGAAAAUACGUGGUUUGGUAUUAGAAUUUUAGUAUAUUGGUAUUACUAAUAUUUUUAAUUUAAAUAAUUAUAAAAACACAUCGGUUUCUCGGUUGGAGAAAUCUUUAACCGAAUGGUUUGAAAUAGACUUCGGUUCGGUUUGAAUCGGUUUCGGUUCGGUCGGUUCGGUUCGGUUUUUUUUGCCACCCCUACUUUUCAUCCACUUAGAUUCUUGCAUGUUUAAUUCGUAGGUGCAACGUUGGUCAAAGGGUUCAACAGAGCUUUAGGCACAUUCUCUGCUGGGGGACUUGCUCUUGGCAUCGCUAGGCUCUCUGUUCUAUCAGGAGAUUUCGAGCAAUUUAUAAUCAUCAUAUGCAUUUUCCUUGCAGGUUGCGAAUUUCAUUGACUGAUACGUCAGGUUUUUCUUUAGGUAGAUAACAACACUUUCUAUAUGACCUUGAUCUAUCAGGUUUCAGUGCUAGUUAUUUGAAACUCCACCCAGCCAUGAAGGCAUAUGAAUAUGCGUUCAGGGUGUUCUUGUUAACAUACUGUAUCGUCCUUGUUUCUGGAAACAACACGGGAGAGUUCUUUAAUACCGCGUAUUACAGGUCUUUGUUUAUUGUUCUUGGUGCAACCAUCUGUUUGGUUGUGAAUAUAUUUAUAUUUCCAAUAUGGGCCGGGGAAGAUCUCCAUAAACUGGUGGCUACAAAUUUCAAAAGUGUAGCAAAUUCACUAGAAGGAUGUGUGAAUGGGUACUUGCAAUGUGUGGAAUACGAGAGAAUACCUUCAAAGAUUCUUACAUACCAAGCUUCAGAUGAUCGAUUAUACAGCGGGUACAGAUCAGCUGUUCAGUCUACAAGUGAAGAAGAUUCUCUGCUUGAGUUUGCCAGGUGGGAGCCUCCCCAUGGACCAUACAGAACGCUUAACCAUCCCUGGAUAAACUAUGUGAAACUUAGUGGUGCAGUAAGGCAUUGUGCUUUCACGGUCAUGGCAAUGCAUGGCUGCAUUCUUUCAGAGAUACAGGUACAGGUUCCUUAUCAUACCAUUUCAUGAAACCCAAAUAAGAGCUUUUAAAGCUUACAGGUUGAAUCAGUGUUUUAAAAAUAAUGCUUACGAGUUAAUGUAAAUUUCUUUAAUGAAAAACCCAACUAAUUAUUUUUAACUUUUUUUGGGGUCUUGUUACGAUUUUUCUCUAGAAGUCUAAACGAAUAAAAAAAGGGAUAAGUUGAAAAAUACUCUAUUAAUACACUACAAGAAAACAGCGGUAUUCUGACGGACAUUCCGAAGGAAAAUGAAAUCCUCGGAAUAUCCCGAGGAAUUUCCGAGGAAAUUCCGAGGAAGCAU